AAGAUGCGCGCAUGCGCAGCAGCCGCUCUCCUCUCCUCUCCUUUAACCGGCCGCCAGUGACCUCAGCGUCCGCAGCGGCGAUCAUCCUGGACCGAAGGACGAGGCGAAGACGAGACGGGGAGCAAUGGCGGCGAUUUUCGGGAAGAUUUUCGUGGGCAUUUACGUGGAGAUAAAGCGAAGCGACGGCCGAAUACACCAGGCUAUGGUCACAUCCCUGCAUGAAGACAACGAGAGUGUGACGGUGGAGUGGAUCGAGAACGGGGACACUAAAGGGAAGGAGAUCGACCUGGAGAGCAUCUUUGCUUUGAAUCCAGAUGUUGCUCCUGAUGAAGAAAUACCUCAGAGUCCCGAAGCUCCUGUUCCUCCGUCCAGCGUCACCAAAACCAGCAAAGUUCCCAAGACCAAACGGAUCACAGCGAUACCUAAGCCUGAAAAUGCUCCACGGGAGAACAGAGCUGCAGCAGUGGGAACCACCCGGGCCCGUCCCAGUCAGCACAGCCAAGCUGCAGAACCACCUCCGCCCUCCAUCACUCCCCAGCAGGCUGUAAAAGAGUCUCUGCUGCAGCAGCAAAACGCACGCAGGAAAUCCAACUGUGUGAAGGAGGUGGAGAGGCUGCAGGAGCAGCGAGAGAAAAGGCGUCUCCAGCAGCAAGAGCUUAGAGAGAAGAGGGCCCAGGAGGUUGACGUUAAUCUACCAAACUAUGAGAUUAUGUGCAUGAUCAGAGACUUCAGGGCCAGCCUGGAUUACAGACCUCUAACAUCCAAUGAUGCUAUUGAGGAGCACAGAAUCUGUGUGUGCGUUCGUGCACGUCCACUUAAUAAAAAAGAGUUGUCCGUUAAGGAUCUGGAUGUGAUCACCAUUCCCAGUAAGGAUGUGGUGAUGGUCCAUGAGCCCAAGCAGAAAGUGGACCUGACCCGCUACCUGGAGAAUCAGACUUUCCGGUUCGAUUACGCUUUUGACAGGAACUCCACCAAUGAAAUGGUUUACAGGUUUACAGCUCAGCCACUGGUUGAGACAAUUUUUGAGAGAGGGAUGGCGACCUGCUUCGCCUACGGACAAACCGGAAGUGGGAAAACACACACAAUGGGAGGGGACUUUUCAGGAAAGAACCAGGACUGCUCUAAGGGAAUCUACGCACUGUCAGCCAGAGAUGUUUUUCUCAUGUUGAAAAAACCUGUUUAUAAGAAGUUGGAUCUGCAAGUUUUUGCCACAUUUUUUGAGAUUUACAGCGGAAAGGUGUUUGACCUGCUAAACCGCAAAGCCAAAUUACGAGUCCUGGAGGACGGGAAGCAGCAGGUGCAGGUGGUAGGGCUGCAGGAGAGGGAGGUGAAAUGCACCGAGGAUGUCCUCAAACUCAUCGAAAUGGGAAACAGCUGCAGGACUUCCGGUCAGACCUCGGCUAACGCUCACUCCUCUCGGAGCCACGCUGUGUUCCAGAUCAUCCUGCGGCGACGGGGUAAGAUGCAUGGAAAGUUCUCCCUCAUAGACCUGGCAGGGAACGAGAGAGGGGCGGACACGUCCAGCGCCGACCGACAGACCCGACUGGAGGGAGCCGAGAUCAACAAGAGCCUGCUUGCAUUGAAGGAAUGCAUCCGAGCCCUCGGCAGAAACAAACCCCAUACUCCGUUCAGAGCCAGCAAGUUGACCCAAGUCCUGAGAGACUCCUUCAUUGGAGAAAAUUCAAGAACAUGCAUGAUAGCAACUAUUUCCCCUGGGAUGGCCUCCUGUGAAAACACGUUAAAUACUCUAAGAUAUGCCAACAGAGUAAAGGAGUUUGGAAUAAGCCCUUCAGAUAUUCCCUUUUCCCAGACCGGUGGCGGAGGAAUGCGCUCCGAGCUCUCACCUACUUACGAGAUGAAGAAUCUCACAGUGGACCCUGCAUCAGAACUGGAUUGUCAUGAGGAAGGACACAUCACCCAGCUGGAAGUACUGGAGGCUCAGUGGGGCGUGGGGAGCUCUCCGCAGAGAGACGACCUGAAGCUGCUCUGCGAACAGAACGAGGAAGAGGUUUCUCCACAGCUCUUCACCUUCCAUGAAGUUGUGUCUCAGUUGGUGGAGAUGGAGGAGCAGGUGCUGGAGGACCACAGGGCCGUGUUCCAGGAGUCGAUCCGCUGGCUGGAAGAUGAGAAGGUGCUUCUGGAAAUGACGGAGGAGGUGGACUACGACGUGGAAUCAUAUGCAACUCAGCUGGAGCAGAUCCUGGAUCAGAAGAUAGACAUUCUGACUGAGCUGAGGGAUAAAGUCAAAUCUUUCCGCUGUGCUCUCCAAGAAGAGGAACAAGCUAGCAAACAAAUAACCCCCAAGAGGCCUCGAGCGCUAUAAACGUACACACGGUCCUCGCUGCUCCUCAGACAGGUGCAGUCCUGCUGUGAUGACAUCACUGUACAUGAAGGAAGCGAUAAACUCAGACAAGAUUUCCACCAUCCGCUGCUCCCGCAUUUAUUUUUCCUUCAUUCAUCCGUCCUGUUGAACAUAGGAGCUGACAGGCUCCUUUGUUUUAGGUGUUUCAGAGAGGUUUGUAUGGAAGUCCCAUUUGGAAUUAAUUCAUGUUCUUUCCAUCGUCAUCUGGCAUCUAAUAAACGGCAGAGCCUGCAGUGUUUUAUGCGGUAGUUAUACGUCACCUUGGCUUUUCUUUACAACAAAACACAUUUGAAGCUAAUUAGCAUCACUUCUGGCCCUAAACUGUAAUUAAGGAAUGAUCUGAGACCCUAGGAAAGGUGAUUGAUGGAAAUUGACAUUACAGAAAGAUUAAUAUCUACUUAUACUUGAAAAUAUUUGUUGUACAAAACAAACUAGUAUUUAGAACCAUCCUUUUUAGAUCUCUUUAAUUUAUUAGGAAUAGGGCAUCAUCUAUAUUGUGACUUUUACUGAAGACUUGGGUGCACCAAAGCUGGCUAAAAACAGCAACAGUUUUCAGAAAAUAAUCCUAGUCCUGAUUGUAUUUUAUUUAAGAAGAAAAAAAAAAAAAAAAACCCAAAAAAUUGCACCAAAAAGAGCAUAUUUAAGACAUCAUAUGUAUAAAGACCUUUUUUAAAGUACCGUAUUUUCUGGACUACAAUGCGCACCUGAAUAUUAUAUUGCAAGCUAAAUUUAGGGGGAAAUCCUGUUUUGUCCAUACAUCAGCUGCACCUGCAAGGCAAAUUAGUGCCACACAACAGCAAACAAACCGAAACAAAUCCUUUUACGAUAUCCAUAGAAAAGCCACAUCGGGCUAUAAGCUGCAGAGUUUAAAGCUUGUGAAAAAAGUAGCAGCUUAUAGUCCGAAAAUUACGGUAUUUACAUUUCCUCUUCUUACAUUAGUUUAAUUAGAAUAUGGCACAUUUAUACUACAGAAGCAAGCAAAAACCUAUUCCGUCACAUAUCGAGAUAUUUUGUUAAACCAUAUUGGUAUUGAUUAAACAUACGGCUGGAUGGAUCUUUAUUGUAAAAAUGCAAAUAUCUAUGUCAUUGUAUUCCUUUUAUAAACCUCUUUAAUCUGAAGCCACUAUUUGGCAGCACAUCGCCCAGGAGCUUAUUAUUCAGCAGAGUAAUAGCAAGAUACUGCAAGGUUUUCCAGAGCUAAAUUAUUAUAAAACUCUAAAUAUUAUCAGGAUAUAGCAUAUAGGGAUACAUAUCAUAUCACCAGAAUCGUCCCAAUUCCUACCCCUGAUGUAUAUAUUGAUAUAGAUAUUAGUGUUGCACUGAUACCAGUAUCGGGCGGGGCCACGAUCAGCACUAAAAUGGUGGUAUCGGUAUCGGUGAGUACCAACAAAUAGGGCAGCGAUACCAUAUU
Cyprinodon tularosa is the source of this 3773-nucleotide messenger RNA. RefSeq names its product kinesin-like protein KIF2A. Gene Ontology annotation, molecular function: microtubule binding; ATP binding; microtubule motor activity. Bases 125 to 2323 code for a protein of 732 amino acids. The record is from RefSeq and is a predicted model, not a curated record. Lineage: Eukaryota; Metazoa; Chordata; Actinopteri; Cyprinodontiformes; Cyprinodontidae. Gene Ontology annotation, biological process: microtubule-based movement. The transcript is spliced from 21 exons.